AUGGGUUCUUCAUCCAAAAGCAUUCAUCAGACCUACAAGCUUUAUGGCCUCUACGGCACAAAGGAUGCCGGUUCAGGCAACGACAAGCUGUACGGCUAUUCGGCAAUCAAGAACGAUCUGCGCGGCGGGUCAGGGAACGACUUCGUCGGUGGCUGGGCGCCUCUCAAUUAUCUGCGAGGCGGUUCCGGCAACGAUACGGUCAAAGCCUAUGGUGCGAAGAAUUACCUGUGGGGCGACAGUGGCACGGACAAGCUCUACGGCUAUGGCGCUUACAACGCAAUGUAUGGCGGUACCGGUAAUGACACGCUUUACGGCUACGGUGCCAAAAACGUCAUGCGCGGCGACAGUGGUUACGACACGCUCUAUGGCUACGGUGCCUACAAUGAUAUGGAUGGCGGCAGCUACAGCGACAAGCUCUACGGCUACGGUGUCACCAACAAGAUGAAGGGUGGCUCCGGCCAUGACAGCCUCUAUGGCUAUGGCGCAUCCAAUUCCAUGUAUGGCGGAACCGGCAACGAUACACUGAAAGGUUAUGGUGCCUCGAACGUCAUGCGCGGUGAUGACGGCGACGACACUCUGGAAGGCCGGGGCGCGUCCAAUGUCAUGUAUGGCGGAGACGACCAGGACACCCUGAAGGGCUAUGGCGCGUCGAAUGUCAUGAAUGGCGACAGCGGCAACGACAAAUUGUAUGGCUAUGGUGCUUCCAACGUCAUGCGCGGUGGAACCGGUAACGACCAUAUGGAAGGUCACGGGCUGUCCAAUGUCAUGUACGGCGACAGCGGCGAUGACACCAUGGAAGGUCGCGGUGCCUCCAACGUCAUGCAUGGUGGCACAGGCAACGACACGAUGAACGGCCACGGCGCGUCGAAUGUCAUGAACGGCGACAGCGGCAACGACAAAUUGUAUGGCUAUGGUGCCUCCAACGUCAUGCGCGGUGGAACCGGUAACGACCAUAUGGAAGGUCACGGGCUGUCCAAUGUCAUGUACGGCGACAGCGGCGAUGACACCAUGGAAGGUCGCGGUGCCUCCAACGUCCUGCAUGGUGGCACAGGCAACGACACGAUGACCGGCAUCGGCGCGUCGAAUGUCAUGUAUGGCAAUGAUGGCGUUGACCGAAUGGAAGGCCGUGGCGCAUCAAACGUCAUGCGUGGUGGCGACGACAAUGACGCCAUUUACGGCUUUGGCGCAAACAAUGUCAUUCAUGGCGAGCACGGCGACGACUUCAUCGAAGCCAAGGCCGGCGUAACGACGGCAUUUGGCGGCGAUGGCAACGACACCAUCAUGGCCGCCGGUGGGGUCAAUGUCCUCAACGGCAACGACGGCAACGACACGAUCGAAGCGAUCGGUGGCGUCAAUGUGGUUCACGGUGAUGCGGGUGAUGACGACAUGCUGGCGCUGGGCGGCGUGAACACCAUGUUCGGCGGUUCCGGCGACGACAGAAUGAAGGCACUCGGCGUUGCCAACAUCCAAUUUGGUGGCGACGGUGAAGACUUGCUGGCCGCCGCCGGAAACGGCAACCUGCAGUUCGGCGAUGCCGGUAACGACCAGCUUUAUGGGCUUGGUGUGAAUGUCGGCCAGUUCGGUGGUGACGGUGAAGACGUGCUUGUCGGUGUCGCCGGAGUCAACCUGCAACAUGGCGGUGCAGGCAAGGACAAGCUCUUUGCCGUCGGUGGCGCAAACAUCCAGAUAGGUGGUUCGGACGAUGACUUCCUGAUGGCUGGUGGUGCCAACAACAUCCAGUUCGGUGACCAUCUCUGGAGCGCAAUCCCGUCCGAUCUCGGUUUUGACGACGACGGCAAAUUCGCCGACGUGAUCGAGAAUUUCGACGAACAUUUCGAAACCGAGGGUGGUGGUACCAACGUCCUGAUUGGUGGUGGCACGAACAACCUGCAGUUUGGCGGUUCGGGCAAGGACUAUGCCUUCGGCGCCGGUGGAAUGACCACCCAGGUCAUGGGCCAGGGCGAUGACGUCAUGGUCGGUGGCGGUAUCGGUGUCGUGCAAUAUGCAGACGCCGGAAACGAUAUCCUUAUCGGCGGCGGUCAGGGCGUUGCUCAAUUCGGCGGCGACGGUUCGGAUGUCAUGGUGGCAGCGGCCAAGAUCGUUGCUCCGCAAUACAAGGCUGCUGCUUCCUUUCAAUAUGGCGGUGCCGGCACAGACGUGAUGCUUGGCCUUUCAUUUGGCGAUGAAGCUGCAGCCACCGUAUCCCUUAACAACGACAAGGAUAGCGACGGCAACCGCAAGGGCGGCCUGAUCAAGGGUGCUCUGCCUGAGGAAAUCGUCGUCACCGCGCAGCUUGGCGGGGAAGGCGCAGACCUGAUGGUUGCCAGUGGACCCGGCACGAUCGUGCACGGGGGUGCCGACGAUGAUGUUGCGCUGGCUCUCUCCGACACGAAUUCGCUCGUGAUGGGUGGCGCUGGUGAUGACCUGAUCCUGAGCAGUUCGGGCUUCGACAAGAUGGAAGACGCCCUCGAGAUGAAAAGCGAAAUCGAAAAGGAAGGGGACGUCGAACUGCUGUCCUUCAGCCUCGGCAACUUCUUCGCCGGGGGAUCCGGCUCGGAUGUGAUCAUGGAUAUCUCGGAUUUCACCAAGAUCGUUAUUCAUGAUGCACUUACCGACGUGCCCUGGGUUCAGGGGUUCCGUUCCGCGCUGACCGCAACAAUCAAUGCCGUGGAAGGCAUCAGCGAGCCGAUUGCCGAACUCAUCGACUCCGUGACCGAUUUCAGCCCGGAGUUCGGUGCUCCCGGACUUGGAUCCUAUGAGGUCAAGGCGAACGUGACGCUUGGAGGGCUUGGCGCUGAUGUGCUCGGUGGUGAUGGGUUCCUCUCAGGCGAGGCUGGAGACGACACGUACACGAUCUGGGCGAAUGGUGAGGCAACCAUUGCCGAGCGUGCAACUGACGGGGUCAAGUCAUUCCUGGAGAGUUUCGAUGUCGACCUGCCGGUUCUUGAUGACAUUUCGCAAACACCCGACGGCAACGAUGUCAUCGAAUUGCGAAGCUUGUCACUCGAUGCCAUGGAUCAGGAUGCGUUCAACUUCGUAAGAUCGGCUGACGCGCUCCAAAUCGAACUCGACGACAAGACCGUCGCGACGGUUCAUGGAAUGGAUGACGAAACCACCGCGGUCGAAUGGCUCAAGGUGGUACAGGGAGCCGACAGUUUCGUCUUCGAUCUGAAAGCGAUCUACGACGAACCUGAUCCCAUGGAUGAUUUCUCGUUUGCAGUCGAGAGCGUGACGGUCGGCAUCGACACCCUUGCAUCCGGCGACAUCCUGGGUCUCCUGGCCGGUGCGGCAGAAACGCUUGGUGCGUUCGGCUCAUCGGAAGCAGAUGCCGCCAACGCGGAUCUGACUGUCGCACUGGGACAUGGCACAGAAGCAGUCGGGACGAUAAUUCCGGAAACGGACUUCAUCUGA
This is a messenger RNA of Effrenium voratum, 3411 nucleotides long. Lineage: Eukaryota; Dinophyceae; Suessiales; Symbiodiniaceae. The record is from the annotation of a GenBank genome assembly.